AUGGCUACCGAUGGAAGGAAAACCGACACGAAGAAGGUGCUAGCACGAGUUGCCACGAUGCGAUCACGUUCUCAGAUCGAAGCACUCGAAGACUUUAUAAACCGGUACACGGAUGAUGAUUUGCUUCAGGUAAACGUUCGAUUAUCCCACCUGGAAGCAUCGUGGACCUCCUUUGAAGCUGCCAAUCUAAAGCUGGAGACGCUAGAAGAGGAGGAAGCUGCCCUAGUGAUUUUGUUUAAAGAGCGAAAUAUGUUGUUUGAGCGGUACUGCAAGGCGAAAGGUUUCCUAACCUCAAAGGUUCCACAAGAAUCGACUACAUCGGUAACAGUGAACGCAGCAGAUGUGUCUGUUUCAUCCUUGUCGAAGCUACGCUUGCCAAAGUUGGAUCUACCAACCUUCGACGGGAAUACCACCGAGUGGCUGAGCUUCAAGGAUCGAUUCAUGUCAAUGAUCGAUGCAUCCCCCGAUCUAACCCCAGUUAUGAAGCUACAGUAUUUGUUAUCGGUGCUGAAAGGUGACGUUGCCAAACGAUUCCAGCAAGUUACGUUGAUUGCCGAUAACUACGAUACCACAUGGCAGGCUCUCCUGGACAGAUACGACAAUGUGCGUGCUCUAAAACGGGAAUAUUUUAGGGCUCUAACUUCUAUUCCUCCAAUGAAGGGAGAAUCCAUCGAAGAGCUUCGUCGAGUAACAGACGAAUUCCAUCGCCUUACGCAAGGUCUAAGUGCACUCGACGAGCCGAUCGCGCUAUGGAACACACCGUUAUGCAACUUGCUGUUCUACAAACUAGAUGCAAAAACUCUGUUAGCGUGGGAAGAAUUUUCGUGCAAUGAACCAGAGGACUCAUAUAAGAAACUACAAGAGUUUCUUCAGAAGCGAUUAAGAAUUCUCGUUGCAACGAACCACUCCACGCAUGACGUACAAAGGCCGAGUACCAGCAAGGUAGCCGGCACUAAACCCAUCACUAGACUUGCUAAUGCUAGUGUUGUGCCUUCAUCGAGCACUAAGUGCUAUGCCUGUGAUGAUUCGCAUUAUCUUCAUCAAUGCAUCAAAUUUAAGGAAAUGUCAUUAUCUCAAAAGGAUAGCCUUAUCGCAUCGCACAAGUUAUGUCGAAACUGUUUCCGGACCGGACAUGUGGCAAAAGGCUGUCAGUCGAAGUUUAGGUGCCAUAAGUGCCAACAACGGCAUCAUACCCUGCUCCACAUUCAUCAGGCUAUGCCAGAAGUAUCAACCCCCGAUAACCUGAUAGUGGCAACCACCGCAUGUAACACUAAUCUCACGGUGCUGCUGCAGACGGCGAUGGUUUGUGUUAUAGACGACGACGGCAAUGUUUUCAAGGCGAGAGCAUUACUGGACUCAGGUUCGAUGUCGAACUUUAUGUCCACAGCAUUAGCGAAGCGACUAUCCAACAAGAUUCAGAACGAAAAUGUAUCGAUCAUAGGCAUUGGGAAAAGCGAAAGUCUUAUACGUCAUUCUGUUAAUGCAACCAUCUCAUCGCACGCUGAAAACUUCAGAACAAGGCUCAACUUUUUAGUGCUAGACUCUCCUACUUCCUGCUUGCCCACCAUCGACGUUGAUAUUCGAGAUUGGAAAAUCGAAGAACUUGUACUAGCAGAUCCAAUGUUCAACACACCCGGUCCUAUCGAUAUUGUCAUCGGAGGUGACACAUUCUGGAAGCAAAAUGUCACGCGCUUACUAAACCAGUAUGGGUUCAGCUUGAGGAAGUGGGCGUCGAACGACUCACGGGUGUUGGAGAACAUUAAGGAUGAAGAUCUGGCGUCGCCAAAGGGUCUGGAAUUCCUACAGGACAAUCCUAUCACGACUCUUGGUCUUGUAUGGAAGCCCCAAAAUGACACGUUCUGCUACAACAUAAAAAAUAACCCAGUGCCCAUCGCAAACACCAAGCGUCAACUUUUAUCUUCAGUCGCUCAAAUAUUCGAUCCGCUGGGGUUAAUUGGACCUGUUGUAUGCAAGGCUAAGCUAAUGAUGCAACAAGCCUGGAAUAUCAUUGAUGCAGAUACGGAAGAUCAUCGCAGCACUACGUUUUGCUCCUGCUUCGGUAACAUUUUGGAGCGAUUCUACCACUGUAUUGCAUUGGCUGAAUUCAUCACCAUCUCGCUGGAAGACGUUCGUGGCCAAUCGCACAUCUCAAAUCCUCCACACUACUAA
Molecule: messenger RNA, 2169 nt
Organism: Anopheles funestus (African malaria mosquito)
Lineage: Eukaryota; Metazoa; Arthropoda; Insecta; Diptera; Culicidae
Exons: 3
Coding region: 1-2169 (722 amino acids)
Source: RefSeq, a predicted model, not a curated record